CCUCCCUGUCAUGUCCCCCAGCUCUGUCUGCCCCAUUCUCUGCCAGGACCCUGUCCACUGCCCGCCCUCCUUCUGCAGGGUGUGACUCCUUCCCUCCCUCCUGGGCAGCUCCAGGGCUCAGCCCCAGGUAUAAAGCCACUUAAGGGACAGACAGGUGCCCUGGAAAGCCCCAGAGACUGCGGAGAGGAAGGCGCCCAGGAGGGAGCAUGAGCUGUCCGCUGGCCCCCCUCUGCCUACUGAGCCUGCUGUUGCCACCCCUGAGACUGGCAGCCCCCCUCUCCCCAGCUGAGCCCAUCAGUCAAGCCUACAGCCUGGCCCUCUACAUGCAGAAGAAUACCUCAACGCUGCUGCAGACCUAUCUCCAGCACCAGGGCAGCCCUUUCAGUGACCCUGGCUUCUCAGCCCCUGAGCUCCAGCUCAGCAGCCUGCCUCCUGCUGCAGUCCCUUUUAAGAUCUGGCACGCCCUAGAUGACGGUGAGCGGCUUAGCCGGGCCCAAGGAGCCUUCCUGGCCUUGACUCAGCACCUCCAGCUCGUGGGGGACGAUCAGAGCGACCUGAAUCCUGGUAGCCCUGUCCUGCUGGCCCAGCUCGGAGUUGCAAGACUGAGAGCCCAAGGCCUGCUUGGCAAUGUGGCUGCCAUCAUGAAUGCCCUCGGGCUACCUAUUCCCCCGGAAGAGGACACUCUCGGGGUUGUCCCCUUUGGGGCCUCCGCCUUCGAAAGAAAAUGUCGAGGGUAUGUAGUGACCCGGGAAUAUGGCCACUGGACAGACCGAGCUGUGAGGGAUUUGGCUCUGCUCAAGACCAAGUACCCAGCAUAAAGGGCAGGACGUCCUGUCAGAGUCUGCAGCGAUUCCUCUUUCACAUUGUCUUUUCCCGAGCCUGGCGUGGCGGCGCAUGCCUGUAAUCCCAGCACUCGGGAGGCUGAGG
Molecule: messenger RNA, 927 nt
Organism: Chinchilla lanigera (long-tailed chinchilla)
Lineage: Eukaryota; Metazoa; Chordata; Mammalia; Rodentia; Chinchillidae
Product: cardiotrophin-2
Exons: 3
Coding region: 207-818 (203 amino acids)
Source: RefSeq, a predicted model, not a curated record